CCUCCCUUGGCAGCGUUUGUUUACUGCCUGCGAGAAGAAAAAAAAAAGGAAAACGACAGCCAGCCACACACACAUCCUGGGAGACAAUCUACCUCCUCUGUCUGUGCAAUAAGAAAGAUUUAAAAAGCUCCAUAAUAGCUCGGAACCAGUCGGACUUUGCUCCAGUGUAGCCUGCCUGCCAUUUUCAAACAGCCAACGUGUGACGUUCACGUGAAAAGCAAACAAGCGUGGAGCUGCCUUUACUGUCGCGUGGAGCUGCAGGAAAAACUCGACAAUCUCAGCGCUGGAGCUCAACUCGGAGUUCGGAGUAAAAACGACGCACUUUGUGGACUCUUUUGGGUUUUUUGCCAUGUUUUGGCCAACGCUUGACGCGCAUUUAGAGGACGAUUUGAUUUUUGGUCAAAUUUACGCGAGCGAAAAGCCACGCGUGUCAUCAGCAAGCUGGACUCACAGCGGCUAAACGGUACCGAAUUGCGUGAAAUGUUUAUUGUUAAUCGUUUAAAUAGCUGUGGAUGUAACAGUCUUUCUUGGAAGGGCGCUGAGUGAACGUGACACCAACUUGAACGUGUGUGGCCUGGUUUAUUGGGCUUGGCUUCUUUUGACAGCUAGCUUGCUAACGUUAGCUCCCAGGGAGAGUCGUUUUCGGGCUCACUGAGUCGUAAACCCGCUUGAAGUGCCACGACUCGGCUUUAACAUUAGCUUAGCUUUAGCCGCGGUAGCUUGAGUGAACAGUGAACACGUUGGACUCGUUCCUCCUCCCGUCUUCCGGGAUGUCGUUUAUUCAUUGUUGUUUACUUGCUGGCUCACAACGCAAAAGCAAAACAAUUUCCUGAAGAAGAAUUACACACCCCCUAACGACCACCUCCGCCUCCUCCCUCCCUCCCCGAGCCACAAGGAGGAUUACUCGGGGAGUUUUUGGACGGCUUGCAACAGAGUGGCCGAUGGUGCUCGAGUCAGUUAUGUGGUUCCGGACUUUGGCUCUUGUUUUGGCCGCAGCCUGCUUCGUCACUACCACGGCGGAGAUCUGUCCGAGCAAGGACAUCCGCAACAAUGUGACCAACCUGAACUCUCUGGCCAACUGCACAGUGAUCGAAGGCCACCUGAAGAUCAUCCUCAUGUUCGGUAGCAAGCCCGAGGACUUCCGCGGCCUGGCCUUCCCUAAAUUGACGGUGGUGACCGACUACCUGCUGCUGUUCCGCGUGUACGGUUUGGAGAGUCUCAGCGACCUAUUCCCCAACCUGACUGUGAUCCGCGGCAAAAACCUGUUCUUUAACUACGCCCUGGUGGUGUUCGAGAUGCUACAGCUGCGCGAGCUGGGGCUCCACAGCCUGAUGAACAUCACGCGGGGAGCAGUCAGGAUCGAGAAGAACCCGGACCUCUGCUACUUAUCGACGCUAGACUGGUCCAAGAUUCUGGACUCUGUGGAGGACAACUACAUUGUGGCCAACAAAAACGACAGGGAGUGCGGAGACGUGUGUCCCGGGGCGUCUGUAGGGAAGACUACUUGCCAGACCACCACCAUUAACGGACACUUCAGCGAGCGCUGCUGGACGCAGAAGCACUGCCAGAGAAUGUGUCCCGUCCACUGUAAACACCGUGCCUGCACCCGGGAUCAUCAGUGCUGCCACGAGCAGUGCCUCGGGGGCUGUCUGAAGCCCGGAUCGGCCACGCAUUGCGUGGCUUGCAAGGGUCUCCAGCACCAAAGUAGCUGCGUGGAGCGCUGCCCCGACGGUUACUACACCUUCAAAGGCUGGCGCUGCGUCUCCUUCGCCUUCUGCCAGGAACUCCACGACAGGUGCAAGCAUGAGAAGGAGCGCAGUAAGAGCCCCGAGUGCCAUGAGUAUGUCAUCCACAACGGCGCCUGCAUCCCAGAGUGUCCAUCCGGCUACACCACGGUUAACUCGUCCACGCUAAACUGCACACCAUGUGCCGGACUCUGCCCCAAGGUGUGCAUGGGUCUGAAAACGGUGGACUCGGUCACGGCGGCGCAGUCGUUGGCAGGCUGCACCAUUCUCAACGGCAGCCUGGUCAUCAACCUACGUGGAGGAAACAACAUAGCGGCAGAGUUGGAGGCAAACCUGGGCCAGCUGGAGGAGAUCACCGGCUAUCUGACUGUGCGGCGUUCCUACGCCCUGGUUUCCCUGUCUUUCUUCCGGAAGCUUCGCGUCAUCCGCGGGGAGGAGACUGAAAUCGGCAAUUACUCCUUCUACGCCCUGGACAACCAGAACCUACGGCAGCUCUGGGACUGGUCCAAGCAUAAGCUGAGCAUCCAGAAGGGACGCAUGUUCUUCCACUACAACUCCAAGCUGUGCAUCUCCGAGGUUCGCAAGAUGGAGGAGGUCACCGGCACCCGCGAUCGCAAGAACGAUAUCGCUUCCAAAACCAACGGCGACCAGGCCUCGUGUGAGAAUCACGUCCUGAAAUUCACGCAAAUCCGAACCAUGAGUGAUAAGAUUAUGGUCAAGUGGGAAGCCUUCUGGCCUCCAGACUUCAGAGACCUGCUAGGAUUCAUGGUGCUCUACAAGGAGGCGCCGUUUCAAAAUGUAACCGAGUUCGAUGGGCAGGACGCGUGCGGUUCAAACAGCUGGGUGAUCGCGGACGUGGACCCCCCGCCGCGCUUCAGCGAGGGCGACAGAGAACCCUCGGAGCCGGGCCACCUGAUCCGGCCUCUCAAGCCGUGGACGCAGUACGCCAUCAUGGUCAAGACGCAGCUGUCUGCCUCUGAUGAGCACCAGGUCAACGGGGCAAAGAGUGACAUCAUCUACGUGCGCACCAAUGCCACCAAACCAUCAGUGCCUUUGGACCCCAAUUCCUCAUCCAAUUCGUCCUCGCAGAUCAUACUGAAGUGGAAGCCGCCCAACGACCCCAACGGCAACAUUACACACUACCUGGUCUUCUGUCAGCGGCAGGCCGAGGCGAGCGAGCUGUACAAGUUUGAUUACUGCCAAAAGGGAAUGAAGCUGCCCUCACGGGUCCCCACUCAGGUGGACGGCGACGAGGAGCAAAAGUGGAACCAGACGGAAGAGCUGGGACCCGGCACGCGAUGUUGCGCCUGCCCCAAGACUGACAAAGAGCUCAAGAAGGAGAAGGAGGAGCUGGAGUACCGCAAGACAUUUGAGAACUACCUCCACAACGAAGUCUUUGAGAUGAAACGUUCGAGAAAUCGGCGCUCAGCCAUGGGUGUGGCCAACAAAACACGCCCGCACCCCACCACUGCCUCCGGUGGGGCGUUAACCACCGCCUUCCCUGAGGAGGAGGAGACGUUCGAGAGCACCAAGACGGUGGUCACCAUUCUGGCCAAGGAGUCCACCGUCAUCUCCAAUCUACGCCACUUCACCAGCUACCAAAUCGAAAUCCACGCUUGCAACCACCCGACCGAUGCGGCCCGCUGCAGCAUGGCCGCCUACGUCAGUGCCCGCACUAUGCCUGAAGACAAAGCCGACGACAUCACAGGCCCCAUCUCAUGUCAGGUGUCCGAUAUGAUGGCGCACAUCUCCUGGCAGGAGCCGUCCGCCCCCAACGGCAUGAUUAUCCUCUACGAGGUCAACUAUAAACGCAUCGGUGACAGCGAGGAGCUGCACCACUGCGUGUCGAGGAACAUGUACAAAACCUCACGUGGCUGCAAACUGCGGGUGAUGCAUUCCGGGAACUACACGGUCCGGAUCCGAGCCACAUCUCUUGCCGGGAACGGAUCGUGGACCGAGCCUACGUACUUUUACGUGGAAGACGCCAGAGAUCCUCUCAACAUCGCCAAGAUCGUGAUCGGGCCGGUCAUAUGUGUCCUGCUACUGUUUGUCGCUUUAGCUGGAUUUGCCAUGUUCAAGAAGAACCAAACGCAAGGUCCGAGCGGUCCCAUAUACGCCUCGUCCAACCCUGAGUACCUCAGCGCUAAUGACAUGUACGAGGAGGACGAGUGGGAGGUGGCCCGCGAUAAGAUCAAAAUCCUGCGGGAGUUGGGCCAGGGCUCCUUCGGCAUGGUGUACGAGGGAAUCGCCAAGGACAUCGUCAAGGGCGAGAGCGAGACGCGCGUGGCCGUCAAGACGGUCAACGAGUCGGCCAGCCUGCGAGAGAGGAUCGAGUUCCUCAACGAAGCCUCGGUCAUGAAGGCCUUCAGCUGCCAUCACGUGGUGCGUCUGCUGGGAGUGGUGUCUAAAGGACAGCCCACCCUGGUGGUGAUGGAACUGAUGACCCACGGGGACCUGAAGAGCUACCUGCGUUCCCUGCGCCCUGAGGCCGAGAACAACCCGGGCCGUCCGCCACCAACACUCAAGGAGAUGAUCCAGAUGGCGGCCGAGAUCGCCGACGGCAUGGCGUACCUCAAUGCCAAGAAGUUUGUGCACCGUGACCUUGCCGCCAGGAACUGCAUGGUGGCUGAAGAUUUUACAGUCAAAAUAGGAGAUUUCGGCAUGACCCGAGACAUCUACGAGACGGACUAUUACCGUAAAGGAGGAAAGGGCCUGCUGCCCGUCAGGUGGAUGGCGCCAGAGUCUCUGAAAGAUGGAGUGUUCACCGCAAACUCUGACUGCUGGUCAUUCGGCGUGGUGCUAUGGGAAAUCAGCACGCUGGCCGAGCAGCCUUACCAAGGCCUCUCCAAUGAGCAGGUGCUCAAAUUUGUCAUGGACGGGGGCUACCUCGACCGACCGGACAAUUGCGCAGACAGACUGCACAACCUGAUGCAGAUGUGCUGGCAGUACAACCCCAAGAUGCGUCCGUCCUUCCAGGAGAUCAUCGACAUGCUCCGCGACGACCUCAACCCGUCCUACCGCCAGCGCUCCUUCUUCUACAGCGACGAUAACAAGCCGCCCGAGAGCGCCGACGACCUGGACCUGGAUGUGGACAACAUGGAGAGCAUCCCCCUGGACCCCUCCUCCUACGGGCAACGGGACCUCCGCUGCUGCCCGGAACGGGACGGCGGCAGCGGCGGGAGUUACGAGGAGCACCACAUCCCCUUCGCGCACAUGAACGGCGGCAAGAGCAACGGACGCGUGCUUGCCCUGCCCCGUCACAGCCCCUGCUAACUGGACCUUACGCAAGCUAGUUUUUAGUCAUGAAUCACACUCUCACCAGAGAACCCUCAACUCAUAUCUCAGGAUUUUUACUUUUUGCCACAUAUACACACACUACAGUGCUUUUUAUACGCGGAUCCUCCUGCGUCUUACCUCUGUACAUAUAUAUAUAUAUAAUUAGAGAGAGAAAUAUGAAAUAUUGCCAAGUUUGUGGAUAAGAUUCAACUGUGAAACAAGGCUGCUAACUAACAAACACAAAAAAAAAAACAGGACAUAUGAGGAAGUGGAGACCCAUGAAAUAGGUUAAAAAGGGGUUCCCCACUCCUUUUUUGUAAAAACUUUAUCAACAGAGGAAGAGGAGCGACCCCCCCCCCCCCAAAAAAAAACUGCGAAAAGACGUUACCCACCAUCACGUUAAAAGGCUUCCUUCUUAGCAUUUUGUUCAAAUAAGAAAAUUGCAGCGGUGCCUUGAAGUACGAGUCGGCAAGCUUCGCAAUUUUUCAGUUUUUUUUAUUGACUUUGAAGCAAAAAUGUGAGAUGCGAGUGCAAUAUGGUGGCACCAAACUGCCAAAUGACAUAUUUAAGGGAAAGACAACACCUAGUGGAUAUGACCAUGUAAAUGACAGAUUUUCGAAGUAUUUAAGUACACAAAUUGUGAAUUUCUUACACCUUUGAUAAUGGAGAAAAAAAUGGGUAACAAUUUAUUUGACAGUGGGUUCAUAAGACCAUCAUAAUUAUGACAUGACACAACAUUAAUGAAUGCUUACGACAGAUGAAAUUAUGACACUUUUGAAUGGAUGUAAAAAGAUGCGGAAUGGACAUAAAUGGAGUUAGUGACCAAAUUUGCCGGAUGACAUUUGGAGGGGUGAAGUGUACACAAAUCAGCCAUGUGAUGUGUAGAACCCAGUAUUUGUGUGAAACCUUUGUGAGUAUGGAUAUGUUGGCAUCCAAUUCUAUGCUACCUGAGCGCUAAUCAUGACACUGAGUUUCUCUCCUUGAGUGUAUUUAAUUGAACCUAGUCAUGCAUGAAUCCCAUGAAAAAAAUGGGUAACACAUUAUUUGACAGUUGGUUCAUAAGACAGUCAUAAUUUUGACGUGACGCUGUCAUGAACAUUAAUGAAUGCUUACGACAGAUGAAAUUAUGACAUUUUUGAAUGCAUGUAAAAGAUGCAUACUGGACAUUAAUGGAGUUAGUGACCAAAUUUGCCAGCUGACGCUUAAUGACAUCUGUCAUAAGGAGAGGUGGGUAGCGUAGCCAAACAUUUUACUAAAGAGUAAUGUUACUUCUAAAUAAUAUUACUCAAGUGAAAGUAGUCAUCCAAAAAAAUUACUUAAGUACAAGUAAAAAAGUAACUGCUUACAAUGUCUGAUUUUUUUUUUUUUUUUUUUUUGGUCAGCACAACUCUUUAUGAACUGUUAUUAUACCGCAUAGUAAGUCCGUACUUAGUACUUACUUAUUACUACUUACUAGUUAGUUACUGGUUACUUUUCAUACCACUGUAAGUAAUAGUAAGUAUUUGAACCAAUUGGAAUUUCUCAAAUUUCUGCAUAAAAUCACCUUCAAAUGUGAUCUGAUCUUCGUCAAAAUCACACAGAUGAAAAAACAGUGCUUUAACUAAAACCACCCAAACAUUUAUAGGUUUUCAUAAUUAUCUGGUCUUUGCCUUUUUGGCAAAGCCAGAUAAUGUUAUUCUGCGACUUUAUUAUUAUCUAUUUAUUAAUCAACUUAUUCUCCGCGUUUCUCUGCGCGCCGCACAGCCCGUACCGCUGCACCGAUCGGCACCGUUCAGGUAUCGACAUGUCCGUAAUUUUUGUGUGAUUGUGGCUUUUUGUCAAACGGCCCCGAAAAAAUUUCCGUUUUCACGUAAACGCCAAUUUUCCGAUUUUUAAAAAAAAUUUCAAAAUGCUACUUGUCCUACAAUUUUUGACAUCAAAAAUUCCGGGGCGGUGAGGGGCAUAAAGAUUGUAUACAGAAUUUGGAAAAAAUUUACGGUUCCCCGGGAAUUUGCCAAAAACUUUCCCAUUCAUUUUUAAGGGGAAAUGUCCCAUUCACUUUCAAUGGGAUUUCCAAUAGAAUCUGCAUUGCAUUAUUGCCAUUGACGGCCAUGUAUGUCAAAUCUAUUGAUGCUAAUGGAUUUGAAUUCUAUCAACGCCUAUGUAACUCAAUGCCAUUGACGGCCAUGGACGUCCAAAAAUUUUCCCAUUUUCAAUGGAAAAAAACAAAAAAUUCCCCAAAUCAACAGGAAAUGACCAGAUAUCAAUAGGACGUGUCCACCAAACUUCCCCGAUUCCAUUGACGCUUUUGAAGGGUGCUGCCAUUGACGGCCAUAGACGUCCAAAUUUCCCAUUCAUUUCUAAUGGCAUUUACUUUGUUUAAAGCCAUUGACGGGCAUAUUUGUCCAUUCUAUUGAUAGCCCUGGGCGGGGGUAAGAUCUGUAUCUCCACACGGCAUAGACCAGAAGUAAUGUCUCCUGAAAUUGCAGUUUCUAGUUUAAUGAGGAUAGUAUGCGAACAAUGACAGAAGGGAAAAAAAUAAGUGAAAAUAUUUAAUAUUUUGUGGCCCCUCCAUUCGGAGCAAUAACUUCAAACAAAUGCUUCCUGCAGCUGCAGAUCAGUCUGGCAAAAUGAUCAGGACUAAUCGUGGCCCAUUCUUCUCUACAAAACUGCUGUAGUUCAGUCAGAUUCCUGGGAUGUCUGGCAUGAAUCUCUGUCUUGAGAUCAUACCACAGCAUCUCAAUGGGGUUCAAGUCUGGACUUUGACUUAGCCACUCCAGAACUUGUAUUUUGUUCUUCUGAAAUCAUUCUGAAGUUGAUUGACUUCUUUGUUUUGGAUCAUUGUGUUGUUGCAGCAUCCAUCCUCUUUUUAGCUUCAACUGUCUGACAGAGGCCGCAGGUUUUCCUGCAAAACAUCCUGAUAAACUUUUGAAUUCAUUCUUCCAUUAAUGAUUGCAAGUUGUCCAGGCCCUGAGGUAGCAAAACAGCCCGAAAUCAUGAUGCUUCACGGUGGGGAUGAGGUGUUGAUGUUGGUGAGCUGUUCCAUUUUUCCUCCACACAUGACGUUGUGUGUUACUCCCAAAGAAUGCAACUUUGGUUUCAUCAGUCCACAAAAUAUUUUGCCAAAACUUCUGUGGAGUGACCAAGUGCCUUUUUGUGAACAUUAAACGAGCAACAAUAUUUUUUUAAGAAAGCAGUGGCUUCCUCUGUGGAGUCCUCCCAUGAACACCAUUCUUGGCCAUAGUUUUACAUAUAGUUGAUGUGUGCACAUAGCUUUUGGACUGUGCCAGUGAAUUCUGUAAGUCUUUAGCAGACGCUCUAGGGUUCUUUUUUUACCUGUGAGUAUUCUGCGCUGAACUCUUGGGGUCAUUUUUGGUAGACGGCCACUCCUUGGGAGAGAACCAACAGUGCCAAAAUCUCCAUUUCUAGACUACUUCUCUGACUGUCGAUUGAUGAACAUCCAGACUUUUAGAGAUGGUUUUGUAUCCUUUCUCAGCUUGAUACAAAUCAACAAUCUUUGAUUGCAGGUCUUCAGACAGCUCUUGUGAGCGAGCCAUGAUGCACAUCAGACAAUGCUUCUCAUCAAGACAAUUCUUACCAGGUGUGUGUUUUAUAGUGGGCAGGGCAGCUUUAAACCACUCAUCUGUAAUUAGGCACACACCUGACUUUUAAAAUGGUAAAAAUUGGUUUCAAUUGCUCUUUUAGUCUCCUUAAGCUGAGGGUUCACUUAUUUUUCCCUCUUCUGUCAUUGUUUGCAUGCUAUCCUCAUUAAAAUAUGAAAACCUAUAAAUGUUUGGGUGGUUUUAGUUUUCUAGUUUUUAAUUUUUUUUUACAUCUGUGUGAUUUUGAAAAAAGAUCUGAUCACAUUUGAUGGUGAUUUUACGGCGAAAUAUGAGAAAAUCCAAAAGGUUCAGAUACUUUUUCAUACCACUGUACUAGUACUACUACUUCAUAGGUCAUAGCCCUGUGGUCCCCAACCUGCUAGCUUAUAGCCACAUACUCAAACUACUCUAAGAAUUGCAUUUUUCUCAAAAGUUAAUCAAAUAUAACUGCGCAAAUGUAACGCAUUACUACCCAGCGCUAGUCAUAAACAUUUAUUAAUGCUCAUGACAUUAUCGUGUCAUAAUUAUGACGGUCUUAUGAACCCACUGUCAAAGUGCUACCAAAAAUGUUUAAACAAAAAAAAAAAAAACGACACCGCUUACAAAAGCAGCUGUUAUGUGAUGUCAGUUGUUUCCAUGCACACUAAUUGACUCGAGAACUGGCGAAUAUUAGGAGUGUGACAAAAUAUCGAAAUGGUGAUAUAUUGUGAUACUUUGUAUCCCAAAAGGUUAUCGAUAUGCUCCUGCAUACACUGUUUAAAAAAAAAAAGAACCAACAAUUUGCAAUCCAAAGUCUUGAUAACACUUUAUUUGACAGUGGCGUCAAAAGACUGUCGGACUUAUCCCACUCGGAUUGAACCAGUUGCGACCUCAAAGUGUUCCAAGCUAAUGUGAACAGCAAACAUGCCUGAUUAUUUAUUUUGGCCAUCAAAAGACAUUUUGACCUCCAGCAAACCUGCCUUCUCGUCAGCGAUGGCCGAGCAUAUAUCCUCACGCAAAGCCAGUAAAAAUCAUAUUGUGUAGUAUCGUGAAGUUGUUUUGAAUAAAUUUAAUAAUAAUAUAUACAGUUAAAUAUAUUUUUAUUAGGGCUGUCAAACGAUUAAAAUUUUUAAUCGAGUUAAUCACAACUUAAAAAUUGUAAUUAAUCGCAAUUCAAACCAUCUAUAAAAUAUUUUUCUGUAAAUUAUUGUUGGAAUGGAAAGAUAAGACACAGGACGGAUAUAUACAUUCAACAUACUGUACAUAAGUACUGUAUUUGUUUAUUAUAACAGUAAAUCAACAAGAUGGCAUUAACAUUCUGUUAAAGUGAUCCAUGGAUAGAAAGACGUGUGGUUCUUAAAAGAUAAAUGUUAGUACAAGUUAUAGAAAUUUUGUAUUAAAACCCCGCUUAAUGUUAUCGUUUUAAUAUGUAAAAUUUUCAAUCAAAAAAUAAACUAGUAGCUCACGAUUGUUGAUGUCAAUAAAUGAAUGAAUGAAUGAAUGAAUUACACAAUGCUCAUUGUGUAUGAACCCAUAAAUUCAGUCGCACCAAAGCGCCAGCAGAGGGAGACAAAAAACACAAGUAACAAGUGCACAUGACACUGUGCUAUCAUUUUAAUCUGUUUGAGCAGGGCAUGUGCGUUAAUUGCGUCAAAUAUUUUAACGUGAUUAAUUUUAAAAAUUAAUUACCGCCCGUUAACGCGAUAAUUUUGACAGCCCUAAUUUUUAUAUAACAUUCAUUGAUAUGCUGCCAUCCCUCCCGCUUCAAACGAAUUGGACGUCUACUAAUGGCAAAUUCAAUUCAAUUCACUGUCACCCCUGCACUUCUAUCAGAUAAUGCUCAGAUUUUCCCAGAAAAUGAUUGCAAUUACAAAUACUUUGGUUGUAAUAUCUUCAUUUAUUUUGCUUGAAAUGAAAGAACACAGAAUGAAAAAAAAAAAUCAUUAUCAUUUUACACAAAACUCCAAAAAUGGGCUGAACAAAAAAAGUAUUGGCACCUUCAGCCUAAUACUUGGUAGCACAACCUUUAGAUAAAAUAACUGCGAACGACCGCUUCCGGUAUCCAUCAAUGAGAUUCUUACAAUGCUCUGCUGGAAUUUUAGACUAUUCUUCUUUGGGCAACUGCUCCAGGUCUCUGAGAUUCGAAGGGUGCCUUCUCCAAACUGCCAUUUUCAGAUCUCUCCACAGGUGUUCUAUGAGAUUCAGGUCUGGAAUCAUCGCUGGCCACUUAAGAAGUCUCCAGUUCUUUCUCUCUAACCAUUUUCUACUGCUUUUUGAAGUGUGUUUUGGGUCACUGUCCUGCUGGAAGACCCAUGACCUCUGAGGGAGACCCAGCUUUCUCACACUGGUCCCUACAUUAUGCUGCAAAAUUUGUUGGUAGUCUUCAGACUUCAUAAUGCCAUGCACACGGUCAAGCAGUCCAGUGUCAGAGGAAUCAAAGCAACCCCAAAACAUCAGAGAACCUCCGUCAUAUUUGACUGUGGGGACAGUGUUCUUUUCUUUGAAGGCCUUGUUUUUUUCCCUGUAAACUCUGUUGUUGCCUUUUCCCAAAAAGCUCUACAUUUGUCUCAUCUGACCAGAGAACAUUCUUCCAAAACGUUUUUGGCUUUCUCAGGUAAGUUUUGGCAAACUCCAGCCUGGCUUUUUUAAGUCUCUGGGUCAGAAGUGGGGUCUUCCUGGGUAUCCUACCAGAGAGUCCCUUUUCAUUCAGAUGCCGGCGGAUGGUACGGGUUGACACUGUUGUACCUUUGGACUGCGUAACGGCUUGAGCUUGAUAGUCGAGGUUCUUUAUCCACCAUCCGCACACUCUCUCGUGAAUUUUUCUUUUCCGUUUACAUCUAGGGAGGUUAGCCACAGUGCUAUGGGCUUUACCCUUAUUAAAGACACUGCGCACGGUAGACACAGGAACAUUCAGGUCUUUGGAGAUGGACUUGUAGCCUUGAGAUUGCCCAUGCUUCCUCACAAUUUUGCUUCUCAAGUCCUCAGAUAGUUCUUUGGUCUUCCUUCUUUUCUCCAUGCUCAAUGUGGUACACACAAAUGGCAAAUGGUAUUAUACUUGUAUAGCGCUUUUCCACCUUUCAAGGCCCUCAAAGCGCUUUACACUAUCUCGCCAUCAACCUACUGGACAUAGGACAGAGGUUGAGUCAACUUUGAUCCAUUCUAACUGGCUGCAAGUGUGAUUUAGUUAUUGCCACCACCUAUUAUGUGCCAUAGGUAAAUAACAGGUGCUGUUAAUUACGCAAAUUGGAGGAGCAUCACAUGAUUUUUCAAAGGGUGCCAAACACUUGUCUGGCCCAUUUUUGGAGUUUUGUGUAAAAUGACAAUUAUUUGAUUUUUUUUUUUUCAUUCUCGUUUGUGUUUUUUAAUUGCAAGCAAAAUGAAUGAAGACAUUACUACAAAAGCAUUUGUAAUUGCUAUCAUUUUCUGGGAGAAAUUGAGUAUUAUCUGACCGAAUUGGCCAGCACUGUACAUGUAUAAUAAAAUAUUGUAGCACUAUUUCCUGACCUGUGUAUCGAUAAUUGUUGUAUUGCCAUAUUGUGAGAUGAUCUUAGGUAUUCAUGACGUCAAGAGGAAUCUGGGAUACUCGCGUGUGAUUGGCUAAAAUAAUACCAGCACUGAUAAAAUGGCUGCCUUCAUAUCAGAUGGCCACUUCCUGGAUAUACUACCUUUUAUUUACAUUUUUCCUUUAUUAUUACACACCAGAAAAAUGAAAGUUUUUUUUUUACUCAGAUUUUUGGGUGUUGUCUUUGCCUUUUAACUUGUAUCUCAAGGCACCACUGUAUCGUUAGUAUACAGAUCACCAACGUUUCAGGGGAACAGGGGUUCCCAACUCCGGCAUCCAAACCUUCAUUUUCUGAAGUUGGGGGGGCGGGGGGAAAUUGUGACCUUCUUAAGACUCUUGAAGAAACUGUGCUUUAAAGAGCUUGUUGAGAAAGUUUUGUUGUUUAAACUCCAGGCGCUCUGCAGUAUUCCAAAUGAAAAUGGCACAAAAGGACAAUCUCACUUUUCGUCGUUGGGUUUUAUUUAUUAGUUUCUGUUCCACAUCUACAGCUGAAGGAUAUUUUCAAAAGCACGUGUCGACCAAUAAGCUGCUUCUUUUUAGUUAGGUGUUCAAAAGACAGACCCUACAUAUAUACCCAGCUAUUUUUUUUUUAAUGUACCGUGUAUAUAUACGGGAUAUGAAUGAUUGUUUUUUUUUUUUUUUUUUUUUUUUGUAAAUAGCUCAUGUUGUCGCUCUCGGAACUGUUUUUACAUGUUUUUUUUUUUCUUUUUCUUUUCCCCAAUCCAAACUUGUGAACUCGUGAUCAACCAACAGCACUUGGUCUUUAUUUUGCUUGGCAGGGGAAGGAGAGUGUUUUGUUUUGCAUCAUCGUCAUCCAUAAUGAGAUCAAAUAAAAUGUAAAUAAUGCAGUAAGGUGCAUCCUGCAAGAGAGCCUCCA
Messenger RNA from Corythoichthys intestinalis (scribbled pipefish), 13020 nucleotides. RefSeq names its product insulin receptor a (gene insra). Gene Ontology annotation, cellular component: insulin receptor complex; axon; plasma membrane. The record is from RefSeq and is a predicted model, not a curated record. Gene Ontology annotation, molecular function: ATP binding; phosphatidylinositol 3-kinase binding; insulin receptor activity. The coding region runs from base 942 to 5018 and encodes 1358 amino acids. Gene Ontology annotation, biological process: positive regulation of kinase activity; glucose homeostasis; positive regulation of MAPK cascade. NCBI's taxonomy places the organism in Eukaryota, Metazoa, Chordata, Actinopteri, Syngnathiformes, Syngnathidae. The transcript has 21 exons.